Callithrix jacchus (white-tufted-ear marmoset) is the source of this 7241-nucleotide messenger RNA. RefSeq names its product collagen type IX alpha 1 chain (gene COL9A1). NCBI's taxonomy places the organism in Eukaryota, Metazoa, Chordata, Mammalia, Primates, Cebidae. Gene Ontology annotation, biological process: extracellular matrix organization. The record is from RefSeq and is a predicted model, not a curated record. Gene Ontology annotation, molecular function: extracellular matrix structural constituent conferring tensile strength.
UUCUCUCCCUUUGCUUUUAGCCCUCACCAGGGCAGGAGGGACCAAGGCUGUGACCAGACUCAUAGUCCUAGGGUAACCCUGAAGGGGUCGUGAGGGAGCAGUGACUCCCUUCCAACCUCUUCUCCAUAAGGACUGUUGGCAACCAAGGAAAUCAACUGGGAAAAUGAAGACCUGCUGGAAAUUUCCAGUUUUCUUCUUUGUGUGCAGUUUCCUGGAACCCUGGGCAUCUGCAGCUGUCAAGCGUCGCCCCAGAUACCCUGUCAAUUCCAGUUCUAAUGGUGGUGAUGAACUCUGCCCAAAGAUCAGGAUUGGCCAAGAUGACUUACCAGGGUUUGAUCUGAUCUCUCAGUUCCAGGUAGAUAAAGCAGCAUCUAGAAGAGCUAUCCAAAGAGUAGUGGGAUCAACUACAUUACAGGUGGCUUACAAAUUGGGAAACAAUGUAGACUUCAGGAUUCCAACUAGGAAUUUAUAUCCCAGUGGACUGCCUGAAGAAUAUUCCUUCUUGACGACAUUUCGGAUGACUGGAAGCACACUCAGAAAGAACUGGAGCAUUUGGCAGAUUCAGGAUUCCUCUGGGAAGGAGCAAGUUGGCAUAAAGAUUAAUGGCCAGACACAAUCUGUUGCAUUUUCAUACAAGGGACUGGAUGGAAGUCUCCAAACAGCAGCCUUUUCGAAUUUGCCCUCCUUGUUUGAUUCCCAGUGGCAUAAGAUCAUGAUUGGCGUGGAGAGGAGUAGUGCUACUCUUUUUGUUGACUGCAACAGGAUUGAAUCUUUACCUAUAAAGCCAAGAGGCCCGAUUGACAUUGACGGCUCUGCUGUGCUGGGUAAACUUGCAGAUAAUCCUCAAGUUUCUGUUCCAUUUGAACUUCAAUGGAUGCUGAUCCAUUGUGACCCCCAGCGGCCUAGGAGAGAAACUUGCCAUGAGCUGCCAGCCAGAAUAAUGCCCAGCCAGACCACUGACGAGAGAGGUCCCCCGGGCGAGCAGGGUCCUCCGGGGCCUCCGGGCCCCCCUGGAGUUCCCGGCAUCGAUGGCAUCGACGGUGACCGAGGUCCUAAGGGUCCCCCGGGCCCACCGGGUCCUGCAGGUGAACCGGGAAAGCCAGGAGCGCCAGGCAAGCCCGGCACACCCGGCGCUGAUGGAUUAACAGGACCUGAUGGAUCCCCUGGCUCUGUUGGACCAAAGGGACAAAAAGGAGAACCUGGUGUGCCUGGCUCUCGUGGAUUUCCAGGCCGUGGUAUUCCUGGACCCCCUGGUCCUCCUGGGACAACAGGACUCCCUGGAGAGCUUGGCCGUGUAGGACCUGUUGGUGACCCUGGGAGAAGAGGACCACCUGGACCCCCUGGACCCCCAGGACCCAGUGGAACAAUUGGCUUUCAUGAUGGAGAUCCGCUGUGUCCCAAUUCCUGUCCACCAGGUCGCUCAGGAUAUCCAGGCCUACCAGGCAUGAGGGGUCAUAAAGGGGCUAAAGGAGAAAUUGGUGAACCAGGAAGACAAGGACACAAGGGUGAAGAAGGUGACCAGGGAGAACUGGGAGAAGUCGGAGCUCAAGGACCUCCAGGAGCCCAGGGUUUGCGAGGCAUCACUGGCAUAGUUGGGGACAAAGGGGAAAAAGGUGCUCGGGGCUUAGAUGGUGAACCUGGGCCUCAGGGUAUUCCUGGUGCAUCUGGUGACCAAGGACAACGAGGACCUCCAGGAGAAGUAGGUCCCAAAGGAGAUAGGGGGGCUCAAGGUGUUAGAGGAAUUCCUGGUCUCCCUGGGCCCAAAGGAGACACGGGCUUGGCUGGUGUGGAUGGCCGUGAUGGGAUCCCUGGAAUGCCUGGAACAAAGGGUGAACCAGGAAAACCUGGGCCUCCCGGCGAUGCAGGAUUGCAGGGGUUACCAGGUGUACCUGGAAUUCCUGGUGCAAAGGGUGUUGCUGGUGAAAAGGGUAGCACAGGUGCUCCAGGGAAGCCUGGUCAGAUGGGAAAUUCAGGCAAACCGGGCCAACAAGGGCCUCCAGGAGAGGUGGGACCCCGAGGACCCCGGGGACUUCCUAGAUGGGGUCUUGCUAUAUUACCAGGCUGAUCUUGAACUUCUGGCUUCAAGUGAUCCUUCUGCCUCAGCCUUCCAAAAUGUUGGGAUUACAGGCAUGAGCCACCAUGCCCAGCCAUAUUUUUUUUCCUAAUGAUUGACUUCUCUCACUUAGUAUAAUGUUUCAAGGUUUAUCUAUGCUGUAGAAUGUAUCAGUACUUCAUUCCUUUUUAUUCUUGAAUAAUAUUUAAUUGUGGGGAUUAAUUAUGGAUAUAUCACAUUUUAUUGAUCCAUGCAUCUGGUGACAGACAUUUGGAUUGUUUCCAUUUUUGGGCCAGUAUGAAAAGUGCUGAUAUGAACACUUGUGUACAGGUUCUUGUGUGGACAUAUGUUUUAAUUUUUCUUGAGUACUUACCUAGGAGUGAAAUUGCUGUGUCAUAGGGUAGUGCUGCUUUGAAGAAACCGCAGACUUCUUUCAGUGUGAGUUUGUAAACUUGUUUAUUUUAUAGCAGCCAUAGCAAUGCAGAUUUUCUCAUUAUAUGCAAUUUAAUCCUAGAGAAAAAUUGAUUAGGAAAUAUCAUACAUCUAAAUUUGACUUUAAAACAUUCUCUCUGGCCUUCAGUUUCAGUUCUUAUUUGGGGCUGCCGAAUGGCAAAAAGAACUCCAAGUGAGAACACAGAAACAUUUCCAAAUAUCACUAUUACUUCUUUUAAAGCAUUUCUUGGGCAUGUUGAAUGAAGACUUCCACACGUGAGAAAAGUGAAGUAUUCCAGGUGUCUUGUGGCAUGGGAAUGGAAUUUCUCCACUUCUUACAGAUAUUUGUCAGCUGACUUCUACCAGGUGGUUUCCUGAGGUUUCUGCAGCCAGAGCAACCAGCUCCUAUUCCUCGUCAUGGCACUCACUCACUUGCUCUGCACUUAUUUCAUUCUUUUCUUUGGCUUGAAGCCUGUGAAUUUAUAAUUAAAAUACUUUCCAUAAAUUAACUGUUGAAACAAUGACAUUAUAGCCAGAUCACAUUUCUAAGACAAUGAAGAUGCUAUAUGGCUAGUCCAGGAAGAUUUAGCAGCAUGGGGCCAUUAGAGCUUUGCUAAUGUUUACUAUUAUAUCUCUUAUUCAUUUUAAUUUAAUUUAAUCUGAUCUAAUUUAAUUUUAAACAGAGUCUCACUCUGUUGCCCAGGUUGGAAUGCAGUGGCAUGAUCUUAGGUCACUGCAAUCUCUACUACCUGAGUUCAGCUGAUCCUCCCACCUUAGCCCCUAGAGUAGCUGGAAUUACAGGCACACACCACCACACCUAGUUAAUUGGUGUAUUUUUUGUAGAGACAGGGUUUUGCCAUGUUGCCCAGGUUGGUUUGGAUCUCCUGAGCUCAGGCGAUUUACCCUUCUUGGACUUUCAAAGUGCUGGGAUUACAGGUGUGAGCCACCUUGCCUGGGUGGCUUUACUUUAAAGAACAGAAAGCUCCAUAUAGUUAAAGGAACAUUGGCUGAGCACUUGUGGGCCAGAACCAUGUGUGAAUACAAAAUAUGACAUGGAGUAGGGAGUGCUGAUUGGCCCGUCACCAGUUAAGUGCCAUGAGCUGCAUAAAGCAAUGAAGAACCAGAGGCAGCACCUCAGGAGAGGAUGGGGUAGGGGGUUGAUUUUCCUGAGGUGAGGCCGAUCAUAGGAAGCUAUGCUGAUGCAGGGUUUUGGGUCUGAUUUUCAGAUUUUGAUUUUUAAAUUUCUGUAAGAGUCCAAAUUCUUGCCAUUGCUCCUGUCCCUGAGGCUCAAAACCUGGGCAUUUUCCUCCAUCACAUUUCCUAUCACAAGAAGGACCUGUUGGUUCUGUCCUCUUUUCAGGAUCUCUUAUAUUUGACUUUUCAUUUCCAGUCCCACUUCAACCACCCUGGCUUGGAUUACUGCAAUUGUCUUCCCAGCUGCAGUCUUUUCUUUCUCUACCAGUAUCUCCCAAUAGGGUACUGCUGCAAUUUGGACUGGGCUAGUUAUUUGUUUUCCAGAAACCUUGCACAUGGCAGGGUGUCUCACAUCCAUGACCUCCAUUCUGCAUGAACAUCAGUAGCUCUCCACAGUCAUUGGGACAAACAAAAAUGCCAAACACAAUUCCAAAAGCCCUGAGGAAUGACAGUUCCCCUGAGUCUGCACACAGCCCUGCAUUGGUAUUUCCAAAGUGCAGUGUUCAUACUCACUUCUCCCCAUUUAAAAAUCUUCUAUGGAUUUCUAUGGACAAUAAGAGAAAGUCUAAAAUUUUAAACUGUCUGUUAACCUCCCAAUUUUACUUCUCAUUUCUGCUUUACUCAGAUCUUGCGUUCAAGUCAGCUUGGACUCUAUGUUAAUUCUCAAAUACUCUUUACCUCUUAGCCUGCCUGGUUUCCUGUAGGCCAGACCCUGUAGUUAUAUGGCUCGUUUCUCCAUUUAUCUGACUCAAUAUUCGAUAAGCUGUCUCAGAUGUAAUUGGAUUGUUAAUUGCACCAUGAAAACAUUUCUAGUUAUGUCCUGUCCUCCAGAUAGAAGUGACCUUUCCUUAUUCUGAACUCUGUAACUCUUGUCUCCUUUGUACACCAUGCUGUGGUAACUGCAGAAGGCACCAGUCAUGUCUGCUUCACUGCUGUGUUUCCCAUCUCGCUUUCCUCAGGGCCUGCCAUACAGUAGCCCUCAAUUGAUAUUUCUUGAAAUGAAUUGAAUCGGAGGCAUAAUAAAUCCUGCCAUGCUGUUUUUGUUGGUAAUAACUGACUUCUCACCUACUAUAACAUUUUCUGAAAAAUGUCAUAAGUUAUAAAUAUUAUAGUUCUGGAGCAGAGUUUUAACACAAAAUCUGCUUACUGAAAGACACAUUUGUUCUUUCACUUGACAUCAUUAAAUUCAGUUUUGUAGAUAAGUUCAAACAUUUUUAACAAUGCCUCGCAUAUUUGAUCAUUUUUAACAAUGCCUCACAUGUUUGAACAGAAUAUUGUCUGUUCAUUUUGGUGACUCCAGUUGUUGGAAGUAAAAGUUCAGAGUUGCAAAGAAAAUGAACACUUGAACAAAGAAGUUCUCAGCAAGGCAAUUUUACUUCCAUAGAAGGGUGCAGCUCAUAGGCCUGGUUGCCACGAGAGCACACUGAACAAAAGGAAAGGAGGGCUUUUUAUCUUUAACACAUGGGGUUUCUAUGAUUGUGUCCAGCCUCCAUUGGCUGGAGCUGGACUGCACAAUCUAAGAUAAACCUGAUUGGCUAAAAACUUAAAACUUUCCUAAAUUAGUAAAGGCAAUGGAGAACAAAGGAAGGGAGGAAGUGUUUGCAAAAAGGCUAGAAAAGCAAUAACAUGUCUAAAUAGGGAAAGGGGUAUAUUCUACAAGCUAGGAUGUGCCUGGGCAUACCUGGACAUACCUGGCAGAUCAGGAAACAGGUGGGUUAAACCUUUAGAAAUUAGAGCACAUGGAGACAGAAUAUGUCUUAUUUGACUUAAUUAGCUUCCCUUUUGGGGAAAAACUUCACUGUAUCUACCACCAGUGAUUUCACAUGAGCACCUGCCUUUACUACACGGGCCAUGCCUCUGGAUUUCUCCAUGGUACUUCCCUUGGUUUUCACCUGGUCUGGGUGGCUCCUGGUUUCACACAGGCACAUGACGUGGGAUUUUUCACUUGGUCCUAUCAUGUGGGAGCUCUGGAUCCAUUUCUGUCUUCCUGGCUUCUCGGAACUUGUCAGGGCUUUUGCUGAGUGGGUUGUGUUUGUUCUGCUCUCAUGGCUCUGGGAGCAGAAUGAGUUUUAUGCUGAUUAACCUCAGUUUUCUGAAGAUGAUUCAUUCCUUGUGUACAGAAGCCUGUCUACUUUCUCUUGUAGUCCUUUACCACCCCUCCUAUACCAACAGCCUCAGUAACAGAGGUCCGCAAAUUGUGAAUGAUCUAACACCCUCCCAUUCCAUCUAGGCACUGGUAUGUUUCCUCUGUCAAUUUGUGAAGCUGAUGUGUGUGAUGAUUAGAGUUUGGACAGAUUUUUUUUUCUACCUCUGUACUAGGGCAUAUAUAAACCUACACAAGAGAAACAUGCAAGCUAUAUAAUGUAAAAUAGAACAUAUUUUAAAAAUCUUUGUGACAAAUCUAAAUGUUAUCAUUGUAGUAGGAUUACUAUGAUCUUUCAAUGUUAACAUAAAAAUGGGUUUAUAAAAGCAGCAAUCUGUAGAAAUCAUAAUUGAUCUCCUAGGUUAAUCAGCAUUCUUUUUGUCAGAGAGAGGCACUUAAUAUAUAGAACAGACUAAAUAUAGUGAUUUAUAAUUUUCAACUUCUGAAUUGGAAAGAUACUGAGGAUAGUGUUUGUUCUUUGGUUAGUUGGCAUUUUGGGUAGUUGGACAAAGACAUCAGCCAUUACAAGCUACAGCACGAUGGAAUAUAAUCCAUUUUUUGAUGAAAUAUUUUUGGCAAUAUAAGUAUAAUUAAAUUAAAUCUAAUAUUUUCUGUGAUCUUUUAAAAAUCUAACAGUUCCAUUUUAAAAGGAAAGCCUCCAACUUGAAUUAUUUAGGUGUAUGUAUUUAUGGAAAUAGUUUUUACAAAAUAGCACCCAGUACUUAUUUAUAAAGAAGGUACCUGCUUGAUGAUCAGUGGUGCUGACAGGAACUGGAGACAUGAGGACUAAAGACUUAUUUUUUCCCAAGCACAACUUGUACUUUUAAAGGGACUUGGGGGAUUUGAAAGGCAAACAAAAUUUAAUUAAACAUUUGGUCAAAAAAUUUUUUGACUGAUUUCUUUAGUAACUACCUCAGAUAAAUAUAACUAAUACUUCUACUAUGUUUACUAUGAGACAGGCAUAGUUCUAAGUGAUGUAUGUCUUUUAACUUAUUCAAUCCUCAAAAAUGCUCUAUGAGAUAAACACUAUUUUUAUCCCCACUUUGUCGACGAGGACACAGGCAUGGAGAGGUUAAGUUGUUUGCCUGAGGUUAUGAGACACAUUGGCAAAAUGAGCUUCAGACCAGGCCACUGGGCUUUGAGUCCAUGUUUUCAUCUCCACCCUCGCAUGCCUCAGUAGCUCAAGUCAUAGCUCCACAGGCUGUGACUUAUUCAGUUGAAGUUUGCUUGCUAAAUGCUGAUGAUACAAGACAUAUUUAGUGAAUUAUUUAAAAUUUAUGGAACUUUGAUGGUGGGCAUUUAACAAAAGUCUAAAUAAAGCUGAUAAAGACAAACCAAUAUAAUGAAAACGCAUACAGAUUCCUGGAUCUUACCCCAGACCUACAGAAUUAGAAUCAGAGGGCAGAGAAUUAGAAUAAA